Dictyostelium discoideum AX4 is the source of this 978-nucleotide messenger RNA. Its product is annotated as coiled-coil domain-containing protein 130. NCBI's taxonomy places the organism in Eukaryota, Evosea, Eumycetozoa, Dictyosteliales, Dictyosteliaceae. Bases 1 to 978 code for a protein of 325 amino acids. The record is from RefSeq and is a predicted model, not a curated record. Gene Ontology annotation, biological process: mRNA splicing, via spliceosome. The transcript has a single exon.
AUGGCAGAAAGAAAAGCAACAAAUAAAUAUUAUCCACCAGAUUGGGAUCCAAGUAAAGGAUCAAUAAAUCAAUAUAGAGGUCAACAUCAUCUUAGAGAUAGAGCAAGGAAAAUAGAUCAAGGUAUAUUAAUUAUUAGAUUUGAAAUGCCAUUUAGUGUAUGGUGUUUAGGAUGUGAGUGUCAUAUUGGUAUGGGUGUUAGAUUCAAUGCUGAAAAGAAAACUGUUGAUAAAUAUUUCACAAGUAAUAUAUACUCUUUUAAAAUGAAAUGUCAUCAAUGUUCAAAUCAAUUUGAAAUUCAAAAUGAUCCGAAAAAUACUGAUUAUAAACUUAUAAGUGGCUUAAAAAAAAGAAUUGAACAAUUUAAUCCUGAAGAUUCAGAAUUACCAUCAUCAUUUAUAAUUAAAUAUGAUGAUAAUAAUAAUAAUAAUAAUAAUAAUAAUAAUAAUGAUAAUAAUGAUACACUAUUAAAAUUAGAGAAUAAAAAAUUAGAUAUUGAAAAAGGUAAAAAAGAAUCAACACAAUUAGAAAAGUUACAAGAAAUUAUGACAAAUAGAACUAUCAAUGAUUACCAAUUAUCUUCAAUAAUGAGAAAAUCAUUUAGAGAGAAAAAAAAAGAAGAUCAAAUUGAAUUAGAAAGACAAAAAUCAAAAGGUAUAAUGAUACCACUCUUAAAAGAAAAUCAAGAUGAUAUCGAUACUGCAAAAGAUAUAGAUUUCAAUUCAAAUUCUUUAAAAAGGAAAUUAGAUGAAUCAAACAAAUUAAAAAGAGAAUUAAUUAAAAAUGAAUCAAUUUUAAAAUCAACUAACAAUGUAAAUAAUAAUAAUAAUGUAAAUAAUAAUAAUAAUAAUAAUAAUAAUAAUAAAAUAGAAGCUAUAAUAAGGAAGAAAUCCAAAAUUGAUCCAUCACUAUUUAAUAAUAAUGUUAAUAAAAAUAAAUCAAAAGUAAAUGAAACUUUUACUUCAAAUCUAUUUAAAUAA